AUGUAUAAAAACAGAAUUUUCGGUACUCCUCCAGAACCUGUGUUCAACAUGAAGUCGGCGUGUUUGCCACCUGAGUUGUUGGAAGAAGCGUUGUAUGUUUUAGCCGAUGAAAAUGAAAAAAAUAUGGACAAUGCAAGUGGUAUACAGGGAUUUUUCAAAGGAGGAAAAACGGCAGGUAAAAGGGUUCAUUUACACGUUAUCUAAUUUUUAAUCUUCGUCGAAAAAGCCGAGUUAUUAAAAAAACUCAGAGCCUCGGGUCAUUGACUAGCUGGACUUCACAUGUUUGCCUUUUACCUGUAAUUUCAGAAUAUGUUUUUCUUCUCUGCGGAGAAAUGGGAUUACCAAUGGAAACGCGCUUCUUAGCCAUAGAAAUCUUUGACAAGUGAGUGAAAUUUUUUUAAGCUUCCUUAUAAAAAUAGUAUUUUCCUUUGGAAAUGAAAAGUAAGCUUAUAUUCAUCCGGUCAACGAACUUUUUUUCAGAUUUAUGGCAAAACAUGUGUGCAGUUUGUAUGACCUUAUACGUUCAAAUUCAGAUACAAACCAGCAAAAGAACUGGAAAGAGGUGGAAAACCGAGUAAAAACACAGGUUCCUCUCAGAAUUAUGUCGUGUGUGCAACUAGCAAGCAAGUUGACAUCGCAUUAUAAGGUAAGGGGCCGACCGUUUGACUUUUGAGCGGGGCGGGGGGGGGGGGUUAUGGAUGAUUUCAGAAAAAAAUAUCCUGCAGACCGUUCGAGCGAAAAAAAAAAAUCUUGCAAGGAAAUAACUGCCAUACAAUGGCUUUGCAUGUCGGGGAAAAAAUUCUAUCACCAGAGGUUUGAAGAAAAAAAUUUCUUACACAAACCAAAUCACCCACACCCCCUUCAAAAGACAAACCGUCGGCCCGUAAAUGAACUAUAAGUUUUAAAUGGCAACAGCUCCACUUUAUCUAUAUCUCUGCUUCCUCAGAGAGAAUUUGAACAAAUUAAUGUUGAAAGAUUGAAUGGCGGCGAUGAGAUACGGGUGGGAGGGUAAUAAAGCAUAGCGCUUUUCCUUGUCCACAUGGAAGUGACACUUGUAAGUUAACACUUCAAAAUAGGAAGUUUAAAAAUAUGGCUCAUUAUUUACGUUCAUUCCCUCAUAGUUAGUAACACCAACCAAAGGUCAGAGAUUCCUCAAUUCCAUUGGUCAUUGUUACACGCUGGGGAGCAUGGUGAAAUCAGAGCUACGAAUCCUUAAAACCUUGGACUAUCAUAUCUUGAUCACAACACCGCUGACAUUUUUAGAAACAAUUCUUGAGAUACUUGGUAAGUAAAAAAGGGAAUCAGAAAGAAAUACGGAUUUCAAAAUAAAUAGUAACAAAAUUCCUAGAGAAUGACUGACUGCAAUGGUCCUUUGAGUCAUUUCAGGGUCACACCUUAACCCUGUGAGCAGUGAACCCUGCAAUAAAUAGAAGUACUGUAGUGAAACAAAAACGAAACAAAAAUACAUAAGGGCGGCUGAGUUCUAGAGCCACACUCACUCAUUCUGGCAAAGCAUGACGGUUUGCAGUGACAGAUCCAGACCUUAAGAUAAGGGUGGGGGCCGGUCGUCCAGACCCUUAGAAAAGGGGGGGGGUCUCCCAAAAUAAUUUUUUUCGGCCUUUCAGGCAUCAGUUUGGUCUAAAAUUAAGGGCCCCACCCCUGGAUCUGCCACUGGUUUGUGUCCCUAGUAAAGCCAGCUUGUUAAGACAAUAGAUGACAGUAACCAGCUAUUCUCACACUUAUGGAGAAACAGAGGAGAGCCAAAAAAAUUGAACUGAAAAUAUUUUUAAAAAGAAUAAGGGACUUGCAUUUAUAUACUGUACUACCAACAGACCCCCGAAUUCUGGUUGGUUAAUUUUUUUAUUGGCCAAAAUAGAAAAACACUGUCACUGAUUAUUUGAAUUGGCUUGAAUGCUAGGAAGUUACCUAAGUAUUAACAGCAUUUUGCAUUAUCCUUCGUUUUCUUAUUUAGGACAUAACGACUCUCGCUCUCAAGUCAAGCUUCUUCACGAUGCCAGUGUAAAGCUACUGGACAUUGUCUACCUAAAGUACGAAGAAAUCUACAGCAAGUUGUGCAUGGCAGCAACAGGAGAAACUUGUAUAAAUGACAGGCAAAAGCUAUCUGUUUUAGCUAAUGAUCUAAUGUUGCUUGCAGUGUCAGUCAUUGGAGCAGCAUCCUUUAUUGUAAAUCAGGGAACAAGUGACAUGGUUAGUUGUUCAAUCAAUUAUUGCUAAAUAACAGUAGAACUUACAAAUUCUAACCGGAGCCAGGGUUACAGGGAAGGAGAGUGGUUGAGUGAUUUCACUGUUUGGAUAUUCAAAUGAUUUAUUGUUAACAAGGCACAAAAUAGAUACCAGUUCCCUGAAUAGUGUGCAAGAAGCAUGGCAGUUACAGAUCACAAAGGGACAGUGCUUUGAACGUCUAGCUGGUUAACAAAUUAUUACUUGUUUUCAGUUGGCUGUUUAUUAUUAUCAUUGUUAUAGUCUGUGUAGCUGGCAUUUUCCUUAUGUGUUUUUUCAUUUGUGAUUCACAAAGUAAGAGAUACAGCCACGUAAAAGCUGAACCAAGGACAAAAACACUGGGCAGAAAAACACCAAAAAACCGCCAGCUACGCAAGCUAUCAUUAUUAUUAUUAUUAUUAUCACCAUCAUCAUCAUCAUCAUUAUCUCUCACAGGCAGUCCAGUGUUGAAGUCAUGACAAAAGAAAAUUAUCCAUCUCUGAUAUUAAAAAAGAAACAAGUUAAAAAGAAUAAAAUCUUGUAUUGCUAAUUCUUAAUUCUUAAAAAAGCUCCUAAAAAAAUUAUCAUCAUCAUUAUCAUUAUUAUUAUCAUUGUCUUCCUGUCUGUGAUCUCUAAUCAUUGUGCACUAUAUUUACCAAGAAGAAAUCACUCAUUUCCAAAAAAAUGCUGAUAUCGUGCGGUUAUGUCAAUUCUGUUGGUCCAUAGGUGGUGGAGCAGCUUGGACGGAUCACUCAAAUUCCAGUGGAUGAUGUUUUGGAUUUUGCUACCAUUAUUAUUGAGCACACACUAUAA
Molecule: messenger RNA, 3033 nt
Organism: Porites lobata
Lineage: Eukaryota; Metazoa; Cnidaria; Anthozoa; Scleractinia; Poritidae
Source: the annotation of a GenBank genome assembly